AGAAUUUCUGGUGGGGGCAACGGGGUAGUUCGAGAAAAAUGACAUGACUUUCAUGGGAUACAUUGUGUUUACCCAAAUCACAAGGGGGUUGGGUUUUCGGAAUUUCUCUGCUUUCAAUGAUGCCCUUCUUGCUAAGCAGAGCCUAUUGUCUGUGAGAAGUCUAGUGCAAGAAGGGCUUCGGUGGCGGAUUGGGGACGGUUUUUCAGUGGGUAUUUCGGCUGAUAGGUGGCUUUCAAAACCACUUUUGUUUGAUAGGGAUGUUGAGAUUGCUGGAUUUAAUGUAUGUUCUAGAGUUCAGUCUCUGUUUGAUCCCCAAACGAACUGGUGGAAUAUACAAUUGGUGCAGUCUAUUUUCAUUCAUGAAUGCAAGUUUUGAGCAUCCUGUCCAGCUUUCUAUUCGGGCUCACAAUAUGGCCUUCGGCUUUUAUUGUAGCACAGAGAAGUCAUAUUUCUGGUCAGCAUAAUUCUGGUAGUAUGGAAACAGGUUCUCUCCAUUCUCAAUCUUUGUGGCAGCCUCCGAGGAGAGGAUUGGUUAAAAUAAAUUGUGAUGCAUCUAUUCAUCCUUAGCAACAUAAGACCGGGUUUGGUGUAAUUAUUCGUGACGCGGAUGGGCGAUUUCUUGCUGCUUCUACUUUAACUCGUCCGGUUGACCUUGAAGUGGUUUUGGUUGAAGCAGAUUGGGGUACAAGAAGACUGAGAUGGAGGGGGAUUCAAAGAUUUUAAUUGAAGCUUUACAAGAGAAUUCUUGUCAUCUUGAAUGUUAGAGGACUGUCGUAGCAGGGAUGUUACAAAUUCUGAGGUCUGCCAAGGUAUGGCCUGUUGCUCAUGUGGGAAGAUCCUCAAAUCAAUGU
Molecule: messenger RNA, 851 nt
Organism: Tripterygium wilfordii
Lineage: Eukaryota; Viridiplantae; Streptophyta; Magnoliopsida; Celastrales; Celastraceae
Exons: 2
Coding region: 44-376 (110 amino acids)
Source: RefSeq, a predicted model, not a curated record